Ceraceosorus bombacis is the source of this 466-nucleotide messenger RNA. NCBI's taxonomy places the organism in Eukaryota, Fungi, Basidiomycota, Exobasidiomycetes, Ceraceosorales, Ceraceosoraceae. The record is from the annotation of a GenBank genome assembly.
AUGUCGAGCGCAGGAGUCAGGGCAGACACGCGAGCAGCAGCGGCUCAGGAUACAUUGGAUAGUGAGUGGGCGCUCGUCGAAGCCGCACGUGCUGCUGGUGUUUCCAAGCAACAGAGCUGGACCUCAAGCAGUCAAAAGAUCUUUGUUUUUGCUAAUGCGGGCGUAUGCCAAUUCAAUGUCACAGUCCUCUACGAUAUUUCCGUUCUGCUUCAGACGGGUCUGACUCGGGAUCAACUUAGGGCAUGUUCGGAUGUGCUGGAUGCGGGCGUGGGAGCCGAGGCAGUAGCUGUGAGUUGGCUUGGCAGCCAGCGGUGCUGGAAGGGUUCGUGCUAAGUGGUGGUCCACCCUGCUGUGGCCUCAUAUCAAUGCUGCGCACUUUCACUUCGGCCUACAGACGGCGGUACGAGAGCUCAGGAAGCAAGGUGGACCUACCCCAAACGCUCAUAAAAAGCGCCUGCGGGAUUGA